Messenger RNA from Nicotiana attenuata, 441 nucleotides. RefSeq lists its product as uncharacterized. The transcript has a single exon. The coding region runs from base 1 to 441 and encodes 146 amino acids. NCBI's taxonomy places the organism in Eukaryota, Viridiplantae, Streptophyta, Magnoliopsida, Solanales, Solanaceae. The record is from RefSeq and is a predicted model, not a curated record.
AUGGAGCACUUAAGGAAGGUUUUCCAAGUCUUACGGGAGAACGAGUUAUACAUCAAGAGGGAGAAAUGUGAGUUUGCACAAUCAAAGGUGCACUUCUUGGGCCAUGUCAUUAGCAAUGGCGAGCGACGCUUGGACGAGGCUAAGGUACGUGUUAUCCAGAAGUGGGAGGCGCCUACAAAGGUAACUGAGUUGAGAUCCUUCCUUAGCCUUGUUAACUACUAUCGUCGGUUCAUUAGUGGCUACUCAGCCAAGGCCGCACCAUUGACUGAAUUGCUAAAGAAGAAUGAGCCAUGGGUUUGGACGGAGCAUUGUCAAAAGGGAUUUGAAGGCCUUAAGGCAGCUGUAAUGGAGGAGCCAGUCUUGGCAUUACCUCACUUUACCAAGACAUUUGAGGUGCACACAGAUGCCUCAGACUUCUCCAUUGGGGGUGUCCUGAUAUAG